Uranotaenia lowii is the source of this 3594-nucleotide messenger RNA. RefSeq lists its product as uncharacterized. Gene Ontology annotation, molecular function: nucleic acid binding. NCBI's taxonomy places the organism in Eukaryota, Metazoa, Arthropoda, Insecta, Diptera, Culicidae. The transcript has a single exon. Gene Ontology annotation, biological process: DNA integration. The record is from RefSeq and is a predicted model, not a curated record. The coding region runs from base 1 to 3594 and encodes 1197 amino acids.
AUGGAGUUCUACGUUCUGCCCAAGGUAACGGAGGAUCUUCCCACGUCCAACAUUUCUAUUUCUACUUGGCGCUUACCAGAAGAAAUAAAAUUGGCUGAUCCGGACUUUUUCAAAUCCAAUCCUAUCGAUCUUCUUCUUGGUGGCGAGUAUUUUUUCUGCUUUUUCCCAACAAAGCAACGGAUUCAACUGGGUGAAGGACUUCCAAUGUUGGUACACUCAGUUUUCGGAUGGCUGGUUACUGGUCGAUGGGGUGUAAGCAGUGGAGAGGCUCCUAUCUUAUGCCAACAUUCAUCAAUCUCACAAUCCUUGGAAAAAUUGAUGAGCAAAUUUUGGGAAAUCGAAGAAGGUCGGUCUUCGUCCAAAUAUUCCGUGGAAGAAACCCGAUGUGAGGAAAUUUUUAUUGAGACGUUAAAAAGAGCAGACGAUGGUCGGUACAUAGUUGGUUUGCCGAAAUCCCCCGAAGCGGUGGCUCGUCUCGGAGAAUCGAAAUCUGCUGCUCUACGAAGAUUGCUACAAUUAGAACGCCGUCUAGGUCAGAACGAAUCGCUGAGGAACGAAUACAAUGACUUCAUGUCUGAAUAUUUAAGUCAUGGUCAUAUAAAAAAGGUUAUGGAACCGAAUGAUAAUAUUCCCCACUUCUAUCUUCCCCACCAUCCGGUAAUCAAAGCUUCUAGCACCACAACACGUGUUCGGGUUGUGUUCGAUGCCUCGGCAAAAUCAACAAAUGGAAUCUCCCUCAACGACGCACUUUUAAAUGGGCCAGUGAUUCAAGAUGAUUUGCGAACGUUGAUAAUUCGAAGCAGGUUUUUCCCCAUAAUUCUGAUUGCCGAUGUUGAAAAGAUGUUUCGGCAGGUUUGGAUUGAUGCUGCAGACUUGCCACUACAGCGAAUUCUGUGGCGUUUUUCCCCAACUGACCCCAUCCACACAUUUGAACUUUUGACCGUUACUUACGGCACAAAGCCAGCUCCAUUUCUUGCGACACGUUGUCUGAAACAGCUGAGUUUAGAUGAGGCGGAAAAUUACCCUUUGGCUGCAAAAAGACUUGGAAAAGACGUUUACAUGGACGACGUCAUCACGGGAGCUAUGGAUGUAGAUGAAGCAAAGGUGCUUCGGAAACAGCUCGACGAUCUCACUCAAAGUGGCGGAUUUCGUCUGCGGAAAUGGGUGUCCAAUAUUCCAGCGGCCCUUGAAGGUAUUAGCAAGGACAAUUUGGCCAUUCCGUUUGGUGACGGGAUUGAUUUUGAAGCUGAGAAAACAGUUAAAACCCUAGGAUUGGUUUGGGAGCCAAAAACGGAUACUUUUCGGUUCAAUUUGGAGUUUUCACCAGACUCAUCGGAAACUCUUACCAAAAGAGUUAUUCUAUCUCGAAUUGCGAAAAUUUUCGAUCCUCUUGGAAUGCUUGGACCCGUUGUCACAAGAGCUAAACUAUUCAUGCAAGAAAUUUGGCUGCUGAAAAAUUCAAGCAACGAAGCUCUUGGUUGGGACGACAAUUUACCCGAAGAACUUGUUAGAAGAUGGACCAAAUUUUAUUCACUAUUACCAAAACUUCAAGUCUUGCGUAUACCCCGUUUUGUUGGAAUUUAUCAUCCUGUUUCUUCGGAGCUUCACUUUUAUUCCGACGCUUCCGAAGCAGCAUACGGUGCUUGCGUGUACCUGCGUUCUCAAGAUGAUAAUGGACAGGUGACCGUGUCGCUGAUCACAUCGAGAUCUCGCGUUUCCCCAUUGAAAAAGGUUACCAUCCCCAGGUUGGAAUUGUGUGGCGCCUUUAUUUCGGCAGAAUUACUUCAAAGGAUAACGGAAGCCAUGAAUAUCCCAUACACAUCCUAUUUUUGGACGGAUUCUAGGACGGUUUUGCAGUGGCUAGCUCAGCCACCAAGCACCUGGUCAACGUUUGUAGCAAACCGAGUUUCUUUCAUCCAAAAUGCUACCCAUAAUUCUCAUUGGAUCCACGUACCUGGACUACUCAACCCGGCAGAUCAGCUUUCGAGAGGUUUGGAUCCGGAAUUGGUGAUUCACGACGAAGCAUGGUGGAAUGGACCACCGUGGCUAGCCCAGGAGCAAGAAUUUUGGCCAAAGCAGUUAGAAUCACACCCCGAGGCUGAAAAUAUUGAUUUAGAGCGCAAGCGCAUCUCAAAUCCCAACAUUAUUUCCCCCAAUUCAAAAAACGAAUUUAGUGAUUGGUAUUUUUCCCAGUUCAACAAUUACACUAAGUUGGUUCGAACUACCGCUUAUUUACGACGCUUUUUGAAGUAUCUACGAACCCCAGAUAAGGAGAAAAUAAAUUCGACACCUCUUCUCACUCAAGAACUCCACGAUGCAGAACACCGACUGGUUCGUAUGGUACAAAAAGAUUAUUUCCCCCAAGAGUAUUGCGCCUUACAAAAAGGUGAUCCAGUACAUCGAUCAUCCAAACUUCGUUGGUACGUCCCGAGACUCGACGAGGAUGGACUUAUUCGCAUUGGUGGCCGACUGCAAAAUUCCGAACAGCCCGAAGAUGCGAAACACCCGAUGGUCAUCCCAGGAAAACACCCGUUUGCAAAGCUACUAGCUGAUUAUUAUCAUCGCCGUCUACUACAUGCCGGUUGUCAACUGCUGUUGAGCACGAUUCGACUGAAAUUUUGGCCGCUAGGAGGAAGGAAUUUGUGUCGAAAGGUUAUCCACAAAUGUUUGAUUUGUUUCCGAGCAAAACCCAACUUACAACAGCAAUUUAUGUCCCAAUUACCGAAAACUAGAAUUACCAUUUCAAAACCAUUCACCAACACCGGCGUCGAUUAUUUUGGGCCAGUUUAUAUUCGACAAGGCUUUCGCAAAGGUCCCGUGAAGGCGUACGUGGCCGUCUUUGUUUGUUUUGCCACAAAGGCAGUCCAUUUGGAACUAGUUUCCGAUUUGUCCACCCCGAGAUUCAUCCAGGCACUUCGUCGUUUUAUAGCAAGGAGGGGUAAAUGUAGCAACAUAUAUUCCGACAACGGAACGAAUUUCGUCGGAGCGCGAAAUAGUAUGAAGGAACUGAUAAAGAAGCUGAAAUCCCGAACCCACCAUGACGAAAUCCAAAAUGAAUGCAGCCAAAACGGCAUUAACUGGCACUUCAUCCCCCCUGGCUCUCCCCACUUUGGCGGACUCUGGGAAGCCGCUGUCCGAUCCGCUAAGAAACACCUCCUCCGUGUGUUAGGUACCUCCUCCGCUUCCCAAGAAGACUACAUCACUCUCCUCGCCCAAGUUGAAGCCUGCCUCAAUUCGCGCCCGCUGACCCAGCUCACCGAUGAUCCCACCGACCUAGAACCGCUCACCCCUGGCCACUUCCUCAUCGGAUCCUCGAUGCAAACACUCCCCGACGAAGAAUUGAGCAGCGUUCCUGAGAAUCGGCUAAACCAACUUCAGCUCAAGCAGCAGCAACUCGACCGUUUCUGGCGACGGUGGAGCACCGAAUACCUGACACAGCUUCAAGCUCGUGUCAAAAAUUGGCAUCCAGCCCGGCAGACUCGUCAUCAUGAUCGACGAAAACCAACCCUCGAUGAACUGGAAAAUGGCCCGUAUCCAUCAACUACACCCUGGCGACGACGGUGUGACGAGAGUCGUUACAUUAAAGACGGCUAA